Molecule: messenger RNA, 2747 nt
Organism: Penaeus vannamei (Pacific white shrimp)
Lineage: Eukaryota; Metazoa; Arthropoda; Malacostraca; Decapoda; Penaeidae
Product: zinc finger CCCH domain-containing protein 13
Biological process (GO): proteolysis
Molecular function (GO): serine-type endopeptidase activity
Source: RefSeq, a predicted model, not a curated record
CAUCCUGCUUCAGUUAUGUGCUGAGACCUCGCAUCAAAAAGGUUCAGCGUUGAAAGCGACCGUAGAUGGCGAGAGGAAGAUAAUUAUUUCGGUUAAUUAAGUGCUAAACUACAGAGGUGGUAAUGAAUCCUUAGUCCUUAUUCGGUAAUAAAAGAGGGUAAGAAAAUGGUCUUGGUCGACUGAAAAGGAUCGAAAAACAUAGUGAACGAUGCAGAAAAUAAACGUUUACCUCCUGAGUCUCAUCCUCGCGGUCCUCCUGCUGGAAGUUCGAGGAGGAGCAGAGAGCAGAGGGAAGGAUGAAGGCGCAGAAGCAGACAGCGAUUGGGCGGAGAGGCGAAAAGAAAUAAAAACUGCAAGAGACGAAAGGGAAAUAGAGGAACCAAGAAAACAGCCGCAGAAGAGAAAGUCCGGAGAAUAUCGGGCCGGUAAAGAUGGUAAUAAGAGAAAAGUUAGAGAGGAGGAUGAAGAUGGAAUAAGUGAAAACUUGAACAAAUUCAACAGAGGAUACGAAACUAAUAAAGAAGGAAACAAGAGAAAAAGAAGUGAAAGUACGGGAGACAACAGAAGGGGCAGAGCGAAUGAACGUGGACAGAAAGAGUCCACAAGAGAAGAGAAAGACAGAAAUAAAGAAAAGAAAGACGCAGCCAGAAAGAGAAGAAAUGAAAUGAAGAAAAGAAGAAGGCAAGCAAGAAAAAAUAAACGCAACAGAAUAAAAGAAGCCGACGAAGAUGAUGUAAAGAAAAGAUGAGGAAGAAAGAUGACGAAGGAAGAAAACAAAACAAAGAUAAUAAGAAGGAAAAACCGAAAAACGAAAUCAAACUAAAUAGAAAUGGCAAGGGAAACGAACGAAAGAGAAAUAAGAAGAACAACAGAACAAGAAAAGUAAGCAAAGAAAAUAGAAAUGAGGAAGGAAGGGAACGAAAGAGAAAUGAGGAGAGAGAAAGUCCGAAAAAAGAAACCAAAAUAAACAAACGAAAAGAUGCAAGGAAGGAAAGAGGCGGAAAGAGAGCCAAGAAAGAGAGAAAUGACGAUGCAAAGGAAGUAAAAGAAAAAGAUAGAAGAAUAUUCACGAAAGGAAGCGACAGCAUUUCUACCGCGGCUCAUAAGGAAUACAAACGUAAAAGAAAAGAUAAAGAUAAAAAUGAAAAGGAGGCAGAUGUUGCACUACGCUUCAGUCCCCGCAACUUCCGCAUGGCCCAGUGUAAGGUAACUUAUAAGAUGGAAGAAGAAGAAGCUUUUCUUAUGACAACCGACAGCUCAAAACAGUCUCGCAAAUGUGACAGCAAAUUUGUGGCUCCAAAAGGACACCGCCUGAACUUCACUUGCCCCGUGUUCAACCUCGCCCCCACGGGAUGCAGACAGGAGAAGUUGAUUGUGAAGGACAGCAACCUUAAAAUGACGUUUUGCACAAACGACAAUGUCGAUCUGGCGUCGAGUGGCACUUCCCUCAACAUCAAGCAUAAGAGGAAAAAGACAAAAUCGAAAGAAUGCACAGGAACCUACGUGUGCGAAGUGACUGUCGUGAGGGAAGACUUGGAUUCAUCCUCAGGAGAUGGCACAGGAGGCCAGUCAGCUUCAGUCACGACUGAUCCAUCGAAUUCAGCUUCAACAACAACUGUGACAUCGCCAGCGGCCAGUCAGGAUCGACAUUUCUGCAGCAAUUGUGGCAUCAGUCAGAUCACGGUUCCGAGGAUCGUAGGAGGCCAGGACGCAAACCGCGGGGAAUUUCCCUGGCAGGUUGGCAUCAAACUGAGCUGGGGAGGCAGGUGUGGCGGUUCCCUCAUCAAGCCUCGUUGGGUGUUAACAGCCGCGCACUGUUACAUGAGUGGGUUCACGUCCACCACUGUGUACUUAGGAGACCACGACAGGUCCGUAAACGAAGAGGGCAGCUUCGAAAUGCAAGCGGCGAGUGUGACAGUCCAUCCGGAUUUCGACAGCUUGACUCUGGAUAACGACAUAGCACUACUGAAACUAUCUUCCCCCGUGACGUUCAGCUCAACAGUGGCACCCAUAUGCCUCGCCAGACCUUCCGAAGUGCCGCAGUCGGGCGUGGGCAUUACUACGGGAUGGGGCACUACUGCUUGGCAGGGAAGUACUGCCACCGUUCUGCAAAAGGUAGCAGUGGAUUACAUCAGCAACGCUUGGUGUACUCAGCUCUAUAACGAUCGCUUCGACAUCACAGACAACAUGGUUUGCACGUACACGCCAAAAAAGGACGCAUGUCAGGGAGACAGCGGAGGCCCCCUGAUCGCCCGCGCCGCCGACGGGCGUUGGGUGCUCACGGGCGUGGUCAGCUUCGGAGAUGAGUGUGCCAAGAAGGACUCGCCCGGAGUGUUCACCCGCGUGCCUAACUACAUCUCGUGGAUCGAGGAAAACACUCCUGACGACGACUGUUAGGGUUCCGACACUGCCCUCUUGGAGACUCGGUGCACGAACACCUCAGUGCCCAGUUUUAGCACCUUGAUGAAGCGGGCGGGGAUGGCCUGACGAGAACAAGAAAAAGGGCGUUUUGAUGCGAUGCGGUGAACCGAUUCCAAGAUUAUGUUCCGGAACCUUCGACGGCGCUUUUUUGCGUCCUGUUUGUCAAUUGUUUUACUUUUGUGCUGUUUAUUCUCGGCUUAUUAGGCAUCCUUUGUAACGAUAGAUAGACUUUUAAAAUCUAUCUCACACACACACACACACACACACACACACACACACACACACACACACACACACACACACACACACACACACACACACACACA